This is a messenger RNA of Pseudovirgaria hyperparasitica, 4618 nucleotides long. Its product is annotated as Rho GTPase activation protein. The transcript is spliced from 2 exons. The record is from RefSeq and is a predicted model, not a curated record. Bases 362 to 4183 code for a protein of 1273 amino acids. NCBI's taxonomy places the organism in Eukaryota, Fungi, Ascomycota, Dothideomycetes, Acrospermales, Acrospermaceae. Gene Ontology annotation, biological process: regulation of GTPase activity.
CUACCCGCCAAGAGCCCCACGACGUCGCCUUUCGAUCCUCAUGCGCAUGAGAGGACCCUACUGCAUCGCCCAGUCGUAGGAUAUUCUGAAGGGUGCUAUUGAGAUAACUCUGCGAAGCGCGUUGCGUCGUGGUCGAGUGACUGGACGCCGUAUCUGGCCUCGCCAUUUCCAGCAACGUGGGGCAGUUAGUUACAACUGUGGACGAGCCAGGAUUCAAUACUGGCACGACGUCGCAGUCGACUUGGCUGGCUAUAAAUUAGAAAAGACGUUUGCCUAACUUGCGGUGCUGCGCAGUUGGCAGGAACCUGACAAAAGAUCUGGAUCCAACGACUCUUCGCACCAUUGCGGGGGUUCGGUCAGCAUGGACCAAAGCAGGCAGGCCAGCCGACGAAAGAAUGUAUCGGAGGCGUACACAACACAGGCAUCCCUACCAGAGGGUCGAGUUCUUCCAUCUCGAUCCCAUGUUGCGCCUACCAUACGAGCAGUGACGCCUGAACCCGAGCUAGGGGAGCGAUCGAUUUAUUCUCGAGACGGAUCUAUGGUCAACUCCCCACCCAUAUCACCAAGGUCCGGUUCAAACCAAGAAAGUCCAAGAAAUACGACUCCUCGAGCGUAUGGUGCACGUGGAAAUGCUAAUGAAGGAGACGUAAGCCUACGCGGUGCAAAAGAAUCUCAGUUGAGACCUAGGACUCGUACCAUGGAAGAAAGGACCGCCAGAGACGUUUCUUCGUCCAAUCUUUUUGUCACUAGCAGGCACCGUGUUGGAUCUGUGCAUGCUGCUGCCUCCGGAUCCUAUCAAGGAAGUGCCGACGACAUUAUAACGUCGAUUGGCCAUCCUUCCAUCGACGACCCAGCUACGGCUUCCUCCUCUAUGUAUCAUACUGGUCAUCGGUCAACUAAUGCAAACCGAAACCGCCUGAUUAAAUUUCCGCCGCAGCAACCAAUGCUGUUACCGCACAGCUCCAGCACUACCCACCCAGACUCAUGGGCUGCUCCAACGACAACUUCUGACACUCGCAAGAUUCUGAGAUUGAUGAAGACUUCGUCCGGAAAGAUGCAGGGAAUGCUUGCUUUCAGACGAGGCGCCUCAAGCAACUGGUCGAUGUCUUAUUGUUAUAUUAAUGACGAAUCAGGAAGCUUAGUAUUUGAGCCCCGUGGAGAAUCAUCCUCGUACCACAGGACCCUCAUUCCGGACCUCCGAGGCUGUAAAGUACGGAGUGGCUACGACGCCGAGAGUGUCACAUCCUACAUUGAGGUUGCACUGCACAACUCGAGCCUCGAGGUGCAUUUACGACCCCCUACUCAGGAUGCCUACGAUUCCUGGUUCGCAGCAUUGCUCUGCUGGCAACCUCUACGGCCGAAGGGCAUUCUCAACCGAAUGGCGAAGCCACAGGCCGCACUCGCAACUGAACGACGUCUUGUAGACAGUCGUAGACACUCUGAGGUCUCCCUUUUGAAAGAAGCCCCUAUCAUCAAAGUCGGCAAAAUGAUUUACUGGGAUACUUCCAGCUCCAGUAGCAGCAGCAGCACAACAAGGCCUGAAACGCCAAAGUCCAGCCGGCCAGGUAAUACUAGGAUGCAAAGUCAAGGAGCGCGGAAAUGGCGUAAGGUAUCGUGCACCUUGCGAGAGAAUGGGGAGCUCAAGUUAUACGCCGACACAGACGUGACAUUAGUCUCCGUGGUUCAGCUAUCGCAUCUUUCACGCAGCGCCAUUCAACGUUUGAAUCCUUCCGUCUUGGAUAAUGAGUUCUGCAUUGCAAUAUAUCCACAGUAUACAUCGGCGGCAAACUCUUUAUCACUGCUUCGACCGGUUGUUUUGUCCCUUGAAUCACGUGUACUCUACGAAGUCUGGAUCGUUCUCCUUCGAGCCUUCACGAUACCUCAAUUAUAUGGUCCAAAGCAGAGUCCUAACGGCGACAUGCCCUCUCCUGGUCUCUCUUCUUCGACGGUAGAUAUGUUCAGGAUGGAGCGUUCACUCUCGAUGCGAAUCAUGGAGGCAAAGCUCACUUCCUCUACGCCUGCCGUACCUAGUACCAAAGGGCAGAAUGGCGCGGUCCUCCAAGGAGGCUAUUACAUUGAGGUUCUCCUUGACAACGAAAUCCGCGCGAGAUCCACAGUAAUUGCCGAAUCAAGUCAUCCAUUCUGGGGCGAGGAUUUUGAGUUUACCGAUUUGCCAGCGGUCAUGUCUAGCUGCACUAUAGUCCUCAAGCGACGGCCUGCUGGAGCUGGACCUAUUGAGCCGUCGCGCAAAGAAGUUGCACGAAAGGCGGCAGAGGAUGCGCUCACCUCGACAGAAUCUUUUGGCAUUUACAACACACUAUCUUUUGACCAGACUGUCGGAAAAGUUGAUAUUUAUCUUGAUGAUCUUGAGAGCAAUAAGCCGAUCGAUAAAUGGUGGCAGCUGAACAACAUGUACGCCAAUCCAGUCGGAGAAGUGAUGCUCAAGGUCUCCACAGAUGAUAGCGUCAUCCUAAUGGCCCGGGAUUACCAGCCAAUGUCAGAACUACUGCACAAAUUUUCGAACGGCCUAACUCUCCAGCUAGCUCAGAUGAUUCCAAACGAACUGAAGCGACUAUCAGACUACCUCUUGAACAUAUUCCAAGUCUCCGGACAAGCUGGGGAUUGGAUCAUGGCCUUGGUCGAGGAGGAAAUUGAUGGCACACAAAAGGAAACUCCAGCCAGCAGACUCCGAUUCAGCCGCCGAAUGGGCUCGACUGAUUCAAGUGAAUCUGUUGCAUUGAAUAGUGAUCGUGAGCUUCUUGUCCGCGAUAUGGGCAAUAACGCGAAGCUCGAAGCUAACCUCCUAUUCCGAGGCAAUACUCUUCUGACAAAGUCCCUUGAUCUACACAUGAGGCGUCUAGGAAAGGAGUACUUGGAGGAAACGCUCUCAGACAAGAUGAACGAAAUUCUGGAGAAAGAUCCGGACUGCGAAGUCGAUCCGAACAAAGUUCUCUCAUCUCACGAUUUGGACAAGAACUGGCGGAAGCUUAUCAGUUGGACAGAGGAAGUCUGGAAGGCCAUAUUCAACUCUGCAAAUCGUUGUCCGCAAGAACUCCGAAUCAUCUUCCGCCAUAUUCGGGGUUGCGCUGAAGAUCGCUUUGGGGACUUUCUUAGGACUGUUGCAUACAGUAGUGUAUCUGGAUUUCUCUUUCUGCGGUUCUUUUGUCCCGCCGUCCUGAAUCCCAAUCUCUUUGGAUUGCUCAAAGACAAGCCGAAGAUGCGAGCUCGUCGCACCUAUACGCUAAUUGCAAAAUCGUUACAGGGCCUCGCCAACAUGUCAACUUUUGGUUCGAAAGAACACUGGAUGGAGCCCAUGAACAGCUUCCUGACCGCCCACCGACAGGAAUUCAGGACUUUCCUCGACACCGUAUGCUCGGUUCCAUCGGGAUCCGGUAACGGCCCACCGAUCCCCCCAUCAUACAGCACCCCUAUUGCAAUUUUGCAGCGACUCCCGCCCACAUCGAGAGAGGGAUUUCCAUCUCUACCAUAUCUUAUUGACCACGCGCGAAACUUUGCGGGUCUCGUUACACUAUGGCUUGAGCACGCAAACACAGCACAUCACAUACAGGAAGGAGACGGAGACUUGGCCAAGUUCCAUGCACAAUGUCAAUCGUUGAAGCAGAGGACAAAAGAUUGUCUGGCUGGCGCAGAGCGUGCAGAGCGUCCCAGCAGCUCAUUAAGCGUUCAGUGGGAGGAGCUCGUCGAACAACUAGAGACCAGCGCUGUUCUUGAUCUUAGCAGGAGGCCUGGUCGUCGCGAAGUUAUGGCCGCCCAAUCGCAAAUAGAUGACGACGAGACAUCGCCCACGUCAACUCCUGUAACAAUGAAGCAUGCCAAGCCUCGUACCUUUUCAGGAUCGGGCGCCAAACCAUCUUCGAUCAUAUCUUCGAAAGCACUAUCUUCACGUUACGCACCGAGUAGCGGUGCUGCAUCUGCGUCCGCUUCUGCUGCUGGUGAUACGCCACCGGGCUCCUCUCACGGCUGGGAAGAGUCAAUGUCCAGAGGUACAAUCGGACGAAGCCAUGUCGACCCUAGUCUUGGUGAUAGUGAUGAUGAGUAUGCUACAGCUCUACCGAAGUUCAGCAGUAGCAGUCAGGCGCCGGAGAAAGACAAGGCCAAAGGAGAUAAGGAGAAGUCUGGUUUCAAAAACAUCGUUCCUAGCUUUAGCAGGAAGAAGAAAUGAACAAUAACGAGUGAAGAGGAGCAUGACUGAUUACAGCGUGUACACGACGAAAGCAUUUGACGAAUGAUACCCGGCACGUGUAUGGCUUUGGACAGCGGCAACUUGGGCGGAGUUUUUCGGUUUACGUUUCUUCAGCGGCUCGAGUCUCUACGAUUCCGAGUCCGUCUUACUGAUUUGAUAAAAGAGGAGGCAUUUUGAUGAGAUAUAAGUACAAGGUCAUGGCAUUUUACUUCUUGCUUUCAUUCCUAGCUUGUUGAGCUUUUCAGCGAGUCAAAAGCGGCCCGAUUAUCGAUCAGGCAGUUUACAUACUUGCAUUUCUGCCAGCGAGGCGGUGGCUAGCGGGCGUCAAUGUUCCAAUCACAUAGCUAUACAGCAGAAAUUUACUUCGUUUUUGUAGGAUCUCCUGAGUUCCCGAAUGCUUACAACUAUAAGUGA